AUGGGGCUUUCCGAUAUUUCCUUCCCAAUAUUAUGGAGAUUGUUACCACAAUGGAAUAUCGCCACUAUAAAUGCUUCGAUUACGUCCAAAACGAUUGCGGAGUUCACAAUAUCGUCUAUUCAAGCUGGCAAUUGGACGAAUCAUUGUAUUGGAACUGUCACAAAGAAGAAGGCUGUUGCCAUGGCUCCAAGAUUCGAUGAAGUAAACUACAGGAACCAAAAGCUGCUCGAACUUGGUACCGUGGUUUGCAAAAGGUUAAGUAAUAUUCGUACCAAUCCAGCUCUGGAAGAAACCGUUGCGGACACUGAGCUCUGUCCUGAAGGCGUCUCCGAGCAUGAUUCAGCAUGUAUCGUACACCCCGCAGCGAUGGACACCUGUAUUCAAGUUGUACUGAUUGUAGCACACAAAGUCUCCUUAGCCGGCUUAAAAAGAUCAUUUGUUCCAACGUCCAUGGCCAAUGUCUCCUUAUGGUUCUGGGGCGAUGAUGAUCAAAUCUCUCAAUUGACCCCUGGAAAAGGCAAGGUCCUUGCACAUGCAGAAAUUUUCAGUCUACGUGCCAUGAGCGGAUGGUGUCAGCUUUCCUCACCUGAAGGCAAGCCAUUGUUUGAAAUUGAAGAAUUAUCAUGCAAUCAAUACUCGGAAGCACUUGAUGACCUUAGAACGAUAGAUCGUCACCCAUACCUUCGCACUGUUUGGAAGCCAGAUGUCGAUAAGAUGAUCUCCAACUUGACUGAUAAUUCUCUUCUCGAUCUUAUUGUUCACAAACGUCCUGGAUUUAAUUUCUGUGAGAUUUUAAAUACAAAACCAAUGAUUUCCGACAAUCUUCACAAAGUUCUUGAAAGUGGUUCAUCCCUUCGUCGGUACCAAACUUAUACCGUUAUGACACUCGGCGACGUUGAUAUAGAGCCAAUAAAAGUCAAGUAUGAAGCUUUCCCCGGUGUUGUAGUACAGAAGUUAGGUCUAGACGAUGUCCCGGAGACGUUCUUUGAUUUGUUUCGAAGCGUAGCUGUGAAAUUCUAUAAUAAAUCUAUUAAAUUACUUAUUAGUAUCUUACUAAUUGAAAGAUAUUUUGAUAAAUAA
Messenger RNA from Botrytis deweyae, 1080 nucleotides. RefSeq lists its product as uncharacterized. Bases 1 to 1080 code for a protein of 359 amino acids. Lineage: Eukaryota; Fungi; Ascomycota; Leotiomycetes; Helotiales; Sclerotiniaceae. The transcript is spliced from 2 exons. The record is from RefSeq and is a predicted model, not a curated record.